AUGCAUCCCAUUCAACGCCAAUGGCUUUUAUUACUGCUCUCUUCUGCUAUGAUCUUCAACGUCAUUGUACAAGCAGAGGCAGCACAAUCAACUCAAGGAUUAGUUGAUCUCUUGCAUCGAAGACUACCUGCUCAUGUCGAUGACUUCAAGUUUCAGAUACGAAGAAACCAUACGUUGGGGGUGACGAAUGAUGAGUACGUUGUAUCUCAAACCUCAAGGGGGAUGAUUUUGGUUGAAGGGAAUUCGUUGAGUGCUCUUGCUAGUGGGUUACAUAGAUACUUCGCAGAUGUCCUACACAUUGAUAUCUGGUGGUACAUUGGUUCUCAACUCCAUCUUGCUCCUGAAAAGUUACCACCUCUAAAUUCAACAUUGAAAGGAUCAAGUAUCGUACCAUGGCGAUAUCAUUUCAAUACCGUUACGUUUUCCUAUACAGCGGCCUUUUGGACCUGGGAAGACUGGGAACUUCAACUAGACUGGAUGUCCCUUCACGGCAUAAAUCUCUCUCUCGCCUGGGUAGGUUACGAGAAAACCUUACUGUCCACCCUCCUCACCCUCGGCCUCACCACAACUGAGAUCCUUCUAUUCUUCUCCGGCCCGGCCUUUCAAGCCUGGAAUCGAUUUGGCAAUAUUCAAGGAUCCUGGGGCGGAUCCCUCCCCCUCUCUUGGAUUGAAGACCAACAUCUUCUCCAAAAGAAGAUUGUACAACGAAUGGUAGAAUUAGGCAUCACGCCCGUUUUACCCGCUUUUACUGGUUUUGUACCGAUUGCAUUGAGAAGAGUAGCGCCAAAUGCGAAUAUCGUUAACGGAAGUGAUUGGGCAGAUAUUUUUCCAAUCGAGUAUUCAAACGAUACAUUUCUCUAUCCUACCGAUCCUCUCUUCACCACUCUCCAACAUACCUUCCUCGGGCUUCAAUCUGAAUAUUACGGGAAUGUUACGCAUAUCUACACACUAGAUCAGUACAAUGAAAACAAUCCAGCAUCCGGAGAUCUCUCAUAUCUAGGCAACGUAUCACGUGGAACUUAUGAAUCCCUCCAAUCCUUCGACUCAAAUGCCGUUUGGAUGUUACAAGGUUGGCUUUUCUAUGCCCUUUCAUCAUUCUGGACACAAGAUCGAAUCGAAGCUUAUAUCGGUGGUGUCCCAAAUAACGAGAGCAUGUUAAUUCUAGAUCUCUUUUCCGAAUCGUACCCCCAAUGGGGGAAUACGCAUCAAUAUUAUGGCAAACCAUGGAUAUGGUGUCAAUUGCAUAAUUAUGGUGGGACUCUGGGUCUAUACGGUCAGAUUGAUAAUAUAACAAAUUCUUCGAUCGACGCGUUUCGGGAAUCGGAGAAGAUGGUGGGAAUGGGGAAUACGAUGGAGGGACAGGGGGGCAAUGGAUUGAUGUACGAAUUGCUUCUGGAUCAGGCGUGGAAUACCAAUCCUAUUGACACGGAGGUUUACUUCAAGUAUUGGGUAGAGAAACGAUAUCAGAUUGCGGGAACAGAGCAGCAGAUACCGGGAGAAAUAUAUGAAGCUUGGGAUAUCCUCCGAACAACAGCUUAUAACAACACGAAUACAACUCUCUCAGAUAGCUUACCAAAGUCAGUACUCGAAAUGCAACCUAACAUUACGGCGUUACAUGGACGGUUAGGACUACCUGCCACGAUCGAUCUCUAUAAUCCAGAUGAUCUCAUCAGAGCUUGGAAUUUGUUGUACAACGCGUCAGUACAGGUCCCGGAGUUAUGGGAAGAUGAGGGAUGGAAAUUCGAUAUGGUGGAUGUUACGAGGCAGGUUCUUGCGGAGAGGUUUAAGCUAAUCUAUAAGGAAUUGAUCAAGAAAUAUAUGGAAGGAACGGAUAUUUCAAGGGAUGGUGAGAUACUGGUUGGGAUAUUGAGGAGCUUAGAUGAUGUACUAUCUACAUCUCCUCAUUUCCGAUCAGAUACUUGGGUUGACUCAGCUGUAAGAAUGGUAUCUUCUUCACCCGUCUCUCCCUACACGGAAACCACACUCUCCUCUUCCCUCACGAGUUCCACCUCACCCCCCUCACCCCAUCACUCCUCGCCAACAUCAAAUCUUACGCAAACCCAACGCUUCUUCGCCUACAACGCCAUCAACCAAAUUACAAUCUGGGGACCCACGGGACAGAUUGAAGAUUAUGCAUCUAAGAGCUGGGGGGGUCUUGUAAAUGGGUAUUAUCUGCCCAGAUGGGAGAUGUUUUUGGAGUAUAUUGGAGAGGUGGGGUUUGCGGAAUAUAUUGCGACGGAUAUCUUGGGGCAAUUGAAAAGAUUUGAGGAGGAGUGGCAGUGGAUUGGUGGUUUAGGUGAUGUAAGAGGGGUGAGAGGAGAGGAUAGUGAUAGUGAGAGGGAGAGGGAUUUGAAAAUGUUGGUUACGGAGUUGAUUGGGGAAUUUGGGAAAUUUGGGGUGUGA
Sclerotinia borealis F-4128 is the source of this 2403-nucleotide messenger RNA. The record is from the annotation of a GenBank genome assembly. NCBI's taxonomy places the organism in Eukaryota, Fungi, Ascomycota, Leotiomycetes, Helotiales, Sclerotiniaceae.